GUUGAGGUAAAAUGACUAGAAUGAAGUGAAGCAGCCGAACAAUGUGUUUAUUUGGCAUCUUGAGGUGAGGAGAGUUGCUGUCAUGCCUGGACUCCUCUACCUCCUCUCCUGGCUCUCCACGCUCCUACAAAUAUGUCUAGGAACUCUAGCCCUCGCUGCAGCACUCUAUUACCUAGCAGAGUUGGUCGAAGAGUAUACCAGCACAGCAGCUAAGGUUCUCAGAAUUUGGAUAUGGGUAACAAUUGGGUUGUACAUUUUACUCUUCUUGUUUGAGAGUUUGCCAGCAUCAGUGAUCUUGUGCGGCCUCUUCUCGCAGCUGGUGCACCUCUCCAUCCUCCGCACAUUUCCCUUCUUCUUCUUAACCUCCUUGCCAUUUAUUCUUGGCAUUGUUUUGUUCUUCGUCAAUCAUUUCCUGGCAUUCUCGUUCUUUGCCACAUAUUACUAUCCAGUAUCCGAGGUGCUGGCGUAUUUCACCUUAUAUGUUUGGCUAGUCCCAUUUGGCUUCUUCAUCUCCCUCUCGGCAAAUGAGAAUGUGCUGCCAACACGAGCAGAGUCAAGACCCUUACUUUCAAAUGAUGAUGAUUUUGUUACUGGAUACUUCAACAAAAAAGGCAAGAGAUAUGGACUUCUCUCAUUCUUUAACUACCUUAAAGAAGAGUUCUUUCCGCAGCGCGGGAAGAAGUCAUUUUAACGGGCAGGGGAAUCCCUCCAAACAAAAAUAACCACCUGUAUAGUUAUCUUUAUACAGUAUAAUGUAUAUAAAAAAGCUGAAAUUGUGUAGAUGUGUAAGGCAUGGAUGUUGUUUUUACUAUUAACUAAUUUCAUGAUUAUAAAUAUGCUCCAGGUACAUAUGAUAAACUAAUUCAGAAUUUUUCAGUAAUAGCUUUUGUACUAAAUAAAUAUAAAUUGUAAAAUCCCCAAAAUUCAGUAUGAAAAACACAUCCAGAACCAUAUUAGGGUAAAUGUAUGUCUUCUGUUUGACCAAUGUUAUUAUAAACACAUUUGUGAUAUGUAAACCAUAAACCAGAAUAUACUGUCACCUGUUAUAUAUGUUAUUUAUAUAUAGUAAGCCAUUGUUGAAGACAGGUGUGAAUAAACUGGUUUAUGCAUUUGAUGCUCAUUUCCACAUGUGUUGCACAUUUUGUAACGACUAAGUAAAUAUAAUUGAGCACAAAAA
This is a messenger RNA of Procambarus clarkii (red swamp crayfish), 1177 nucleotides long. Its product is annotated as protein TEX261. Lineage: Eukaryota; Metazoa; Arthropoda; Malacostraca; Decapoda; Cambaridae. Gene Ontology annotation, biological process: endoplasmic reticulum to Golgi vesicle-mediated transport. Gene Ontology annotation, molecular function: COPII receptor activity. The record is from RefSeq and is a predicted model, not a curated record. Gene Ontology annotation, cellular component: Golgi membrane; endoplasmic reticulum membrane; COPII-coated ER to Golgi transport vesicle.